AUGCGCAGCGCGCCAGGGAGCAUUGCCGCCACGUCCAGCACUACCGCGACGCCAUUUGUGAUCGACACGCUGUCGAGCAGCACGCUGUCAAUGGCGCGGCCAACAACAAUGGCGUUGCUGAUCGUGCUGCCCCGAAACUCGAAGGGGACAGCGCGCGCCGUGGGGAUGCAGGCAGCCGCGACAACGAGCGCCACCACCAGGAGAAGUGCCACACGCAAAGACGCACCGGUGUGCCGCCGCAACUCUGCUGCUGAGGCCAUUGGACGACAAAAGUGA
Messenger RNA from Trypanosoma grayi, 276 nucleotides. RefSeq lists its product as hypothetical. The record is from RefSeq and is a predicted model, not a curated record. Lineage: Eukaryota; Euglenozoa; Kinetoplastea; Trypanosomatida; Trypanosomatidae. The transcript has a single exon. The coding region runs from base 1 to 276 and encodes 91 amino acids.